Enhydra lutris kenyoni (northern sea otter) is the source of this 1077-nucleotide messenger RNA. Its product is annotated as chromosome unknown C1orf105 homolog. Lineage: Eukaryota; Metazoa; Chordata; Mammalia; Carnivora; Mustelidae. The record is from RefSeq and is a predicted model, not a curated record.
AUGAAGCCGCAACGCGACGGACGCGGGGAGCCGAGACGCGGCGCGCGCCGAGGUCAGCGAAGCUGGUCCGCGAGCUCGCGGCGCGACUCGGCAGGUCACCGCGCCGGGCUCCGUCUGCCCGUCCGCUGCGUGCGGGGAGCGCGGUUCGCUCCGGGAUACUCGACGGGGCUCGGAGGGCUCAGAUCACAGCAACGGGCCGUAGCGCGCCGGCUGCCCUGUAGCUUGCGUGAGCCUCCUCGGGCCCUCGCUGCGAUGGCCGGGCUCAGAUGCAGUCCGUCUGCAAAACGAUCUCUUUCCAUUUCUCUCCAGGUUUCUGUUCCCAAAUUUGGCAAGAUUCCUUGGCUUAGUGAGGCCAGCCUCGUGAACAAGCCGUUAGUGCUCAGCCUCCCCAAAAGAUAUCCUCAUGCCUCUGCCACUUUUCUGAUUUCAUCCAAGAAGGAUAUGAAUUUGCCUAUUUUGUUUCAAGUUCCAGAUGUCUUAUCUAAGGCCAGGAGGCUCCAGAGUAGCCCCGUGCUGAUCAGAAACAAGCACCUGUGCUCCACAUGUCAAGAGAUAAAAAUGGUACAACCAAGAACUGUGAUAAUCCCUCAUAAUCUGAAACCAUCCUUUGAGAAUUUUAUGAGUCAUAGAAUGAUGAAUCUUCAUCCACCAAAAGCCCAGACUGUAGCCAAACAUUCCCAUAAUGACAUCUCAACAGAGAGUGUCCACUACAGACUGCCCAUUCUGGGCCCCAGGACAGCUGUCUUCCACGGACUGCUGGCGGACACCUACGCAACCACGCAGGAGACACGACUCUCCUCCUUGCCCAGAAAAGAGCCAGUGAGCAAGACAACAAGGCAAUGAAUGAAUGGUCGGAGCUCAUCACCUUCCGGACUCACAAAGAGAAAACAAGUUAACCAAGCCAGUUUCUAACAGAUUAGCCUAAUUUCCUCCUGUCACCAAAAAGGUGACUCACUUUUGCUUUCUUGAGAGUUGCUCGAAUUCUAGCUCCUGCCACUGUCUUCUCACUCACUUUUCCUAAAGACAAGUGGUUUAAUUUCCGUGACUGUAAAAGUUAACUGAUUAAAGUGGAACAUG